This is a messenger RNA of Panicum virgatum (switchgrass), 2117 nucleotides long. RefSeq lists its product as uncharacterized. Bases 298 to 1971 code for a protein of 557 amino acids. NCBI's taxonomy places the organism in Eukaryota, Viridiplantae, Streptophyta, Magnoliopsida, Poales, Poaceae. The transcript is spliced from 9 exons. The record is from RefSeq and is a predicted model, not a curated record.
CGCGGCUCUCCCUCCCGUUCCCACCUCGGGACCGGUCGCGCCCCAACGCAACGCUUUCCCAGUUCCCUACGCCCCCGCGUCGCGUGACCACCCGCCGCCGGCCGCCCUGCCCGCGCCCUCCAAUAAGUAGCCGCAGGCCCCCCAGGCCGAAAACCCUCUCCACCCUCCGGACUCCUCAACGACUUCCUCGCCGAGACUCGAGACCCCCUAUCCUUCCCGGCGCCCGCGCGCCCGAUCGGGCCAGCCUCCACGCUCACGACGGGCGCGUCUUCUUCUUCUUCCGAGGGUGGGGGGACGAUGGCGGAGAACCUGGUCCUGGACGGGCUCUUGGAGGUGUUCCCGCAGGUUGACUUCUCGACACUGAUAGAAGUUUCCAUACAAUUUAAGGAUGACAUAGAUUCGGCUGCAGAUUAUGUCAUGCAGAAUGUCCUCCCGAAUAUUAUCCCAGAUCCUAGUCAUCCAAACCCAAAUGAUGAUUUAUAUAUUCAUGGACAUCAGCUGGCAUGUGACGACACAAGUACCCAGUUAGAGCUUGAUCCAGAGUUAAAUGAUACAAAUUCGAAUUCUGUACAUUUUGAUCAGAACAACAAUGAAAAGCCAGAUAACCUCAUGGCAAAACAUUUGAAGCAGUCGUCAACGGGUUUAUGUCCUGAAGUUUUUGACGUUCCAUCAACAUCUGGUCAGAAUUGUGUAUCUGAAGAGUUCAGUUCAGAUUGUCUGCUAGCUGAUUCCCAGCUGCAUGCGUCUUCUGAGAGGAAACUUGAAAUUUCAGCUUCUGAAGAAGGUGAUAUUCCAUAUGAUUGGUCACCUCAUGUGACCCUGCGAUCAAGCUAUUCUGUUAACCUUGAGUCCCUUGAUAAUAUUAUUGCUGAUGAACAUUACAAAAAGAAUGCUUUGAUGUCAAAUGUCGCUGCAAUAAGUGAAAUGCUGCAGGAGGUAGAGCUAAAUGAAGAAAAAACAAAACGUGCUAUUUCAGAAGCAAAUCAAGCUGGCAAUGAUAUCCUUGUGAAAGUGGAAGAAUUAAAAGAGAUGACAGCUCAUGCUAUGGAAGAUAACAGCAAGGUGGCAGGGGAGAUUUCUGCUGAAAAAUCUAUUCUAGCAACAGAAGCACAGGAGCUUCAAACUCGGUUGUUCAAUAUUUCUGAAGAAACAAAAAACUUUGUGGUGACUAUUGACGAGAUGCACAACACUCUUCAAAGAAGACUUGCUGCUGCGGAAGCAGAAAGGGUGGCUGCUGAGAAGGCAAAACUUGAAAGAGAAGCAUCAGCUCAGAAAAGUCUAAGAGAACAUGAACUCUCACUUGAAGCUGCAAAGAACCACUCUAAAAGGCUGGAACAACAAGCACAAGAGAAUGCAAAGCUGAGACAGCUACUGACAGACAGAGGCCAUGCUGUGGAUGCAUUGCAUGGGGAAAUGAUUGGAAUCUUUGACUGCAUAACACAGCUUAAGCUAAGAGUGGAUAUGCAGCUUCCAGUUGAUGAACAAUGGCAACAUGUUUCAUCGAGCUUGUCUAGCUCCACUGUUGAUGCACCAGCACAAGUUCCACUGGUCUUAUCUAGCUCGGAUGUUGAUGAACCACUACAACAUGCUCCAUCGAUCUUGUCUAGCUCGGCUGUUAAUGAACCACAGCAACAAGUUCCGCCGAUCUUGGCUUUUGAUGAAGAUCUGGAUCAAGUGGCAUCAAUGUUGUCUAGCUCGGCCUUUUUUAAUGGUAACGGGCCCCUACAACCUGUUUCAUCAAGAUUGUCUAGCUCGGCGAGAUCAGCAUCAGACAAAAGUUUGGCCGAAUCAUUUGCAUCCAAAAGCGGCUGGCCGUCUCCUGCAGUACCGAGUGCUAAUUUGAUGGAUGAUAAGAGGAUUGCUGGUGUUUGUGGCGGUGAUUUCGCUUUGGACGACAGCUGGGAUGUAGUCGACGAUGAAGAGACCAUCAUGACCCCAGCAAGAGCCAAGAGUACACCUAUGCUGCUCUAGAUUUACUAAUUAACCAGUAUUUGCUGCCCCUUUCAUGAACAAGUUAUUAGCACUUAACCAUAUUUUUAUCUGGAUGUAUACAUUAUUAUUCUAUUAAGUCGAAAUUUAUAAUGUCUAUAUCGGUCUGCAUGACCGAUGUUCUGCCA